This is a messenger RNA of Mycena indigotica, 843 nucleotides long. RefSeq lists its product as uncharacterized. NCBI's taxonomy places the organism in Eukaryota, Fungi, Basidiomycota, Agaricomycetes, Agaricales, Mycenaceae. The coding region runs from base 73 to 843 and encodes 256 amino acids. The record is from RefSeq and is a predicted model, not a curated record. The transcript has 6 exons.
UUUAACGUCUUGGUCCCGUCCUCUUCCUCGCCCGUUCCCUCCGCCCCCCAGCGCCGCAAAAACCCACAAAAAAUGCUCCCCAUGCUCAAAGUCGGUGCACUCCUCGCCCUCGCGGCUCCCUACGCCUCCGCCCUCACCAUCUCCUCUAUCACUGGCAACUUCGUAAUUGGUGGUACCAUCACAAUCAAGUGGAAGACCGACGCUACCUCGCCCUCCACCUUCUCGGUCGAGCUCCUGCACGCCUCUUUCAACCAGCAAUAUGCCGUAGCCAACAACGUCGAUGCUUCUACUGGGUCCAAGGACAUUGAGCUCCCCGUUGUGCCUAUCGACGAUGGCUAUACAAUCGAAUUGGUGGCCAUUGACAACAUCAACAACGUUUUCAGCAUCAGCGACGACUUCCCAGUUGGUGCGGAGAACACCACUGCCUCUAAGUCUGUCCACGCCGGUCAGGUCAAGACGACAUUCACCCCUCUCUCGACCGCUCCUCUUCCUUCUAGCACGACCGCGCCCCCAGCUGGCUCGUCUACUACCCCCUUGGCUGGAGGAAGCAGCGCACAAAACGCGAACUCCCCGCCGCCAUCAGGCUCUCCCUCCCCCCUCCCCUCCCGCAAGUGCUGCUAUUCCUGUGGCUGCUGUCAGUUACUUGACUGGCACCCUUGUUGCUCUCGGGGUUAUGGCUGGGGUUGUUGCCCUCUAAUCAUGUGUUGUGUACAAACCAAGCAAGGCGGACGCAAACUCAGUCAUCGUCCUGAUAUAUCCCACGCCCUCCCGGCCUGUUGUUGUUACCCCCCUCCACCUCUUACUCGUCGUUGUCAAACAGACUACAUACUUUCGUUUAUAUAA